CCGGCCUUUGGGCCGCUGACGCUCUCUUCCGGUCUCGGUGGCCCCCUGAAAGGACUGUGGGGUGCGCGCGAUGAGGCUUCUGGCUUCCGUGCUGUUGGCCCUGUUUGCUGUCAGUCAUGCGGAAGAAGGAGCCCGGCUUCUGGCCUCCAAGUCACUGCUGAACAGAUACGCCGUGGAGGGGCGAGACCUGACCUUGCAGUACAACAUCUACAAUGUUGGCUCAAGUGCUGCAUUAGACGUGGAGUUAUCCGAUGAUUCCUUUCCCCCAGAGGACUUUGGCAUUGUGUCUGGAAUGCUCAAUGUCAAAUGGGACCGGAUUGCCCCUGCUAGCAAUGUCUCCCACACCGUGGUCCUGCGCCCGCUCAAGGCUGGCUAUUUCAACUUUACUUCUGCUACUGUUACUUACCUGGCUCAGGAGGAUGGGCCUGUCGUGAUUGGCUUUACCAGCGCCCCUGGACAGGGAGGGAUCCUGGCCCAGCGGGAGUUUGAUAGGAGAUUCUCCCCGCAUUUUGCUUGUGCUUUGCUUGAGGAAGACAAAGGUGAACAAGACACACCCCCUUCCCAUAAAGAUCUUGGGCUUGUAGAGACCUCAGGACAGCUGGACUGGGCAGCCUUCGGAGUCAUGACCCUGCCCUCCAUCGGCAUCCCCCUGCUGCUGUGGUACUCCAGCAAGAGGAAAUAUGACACUCCAAAGUCCAAGAAGAACUGAGGGGCUUCCGAGGCCGCUGCCUAGGAGAUCCAGGUGCUUUCCAGACUCCGGAGGGCCUCUGGAGUGCGGUCUCUCAUCCCCAGCCCCUGCCACCUUCUCCAGGAUCCUGCCUGCUCUCAACCAGAGUCGGGGACCAGGCCUUGGUGUCUGUGAAAGCCUCCUUCCGUCCCAAAGCCAUAUGAGCAGGAACGAGCAGGAAUGCCUCCAGCAACAAGCCUCGGGCCCUCAUCUGUGUGUGCCUUGUGGUGCUGCAGUGUGAACUGAGGGGCCCAGGAGGGGGCACUAAGGAGACUGCCUGACUCUACCCCCAUCCCCUGCUCUCCCCUCUCGGAAGAGGGUGGAAGAUCAGAUGAAGGCCAAGUGACUCGGAGGCUACCCAAUCUCUGUUCUGGGUCAUGGGAGCUCUGACCAAAUGGGGUUUUCUAAUAAAAACAGAUGCCACACUGA
Molecule: messenger RNA, 1156 nt
Organism: Nyctereutes procyonoides (raccoon dog)
Lineage: Eukaryota; Metazoa; Chordata; Mammalia; Carnivora; Canidae
Gene: SSR2
Product: signal sequence receptor subunit 2
Exons: 7
Coding region: 71-709 (212 amino acids)
Cellular component (GO): membrane; endoplasmic reticulum
Source: RefSeq, a predicted model, not a curated record